Molecule: messenger RNA, 1189 nt
Organism: Spirodela intermedia
Lineage: Eukaryota; Viridiplantae; Streptophyta; Magnoliopsida; Alismatales; Araceae
Source: the annotation of a GenBank genome assembly
AUGGAUCACAGGAAGGAGGUAUUGGCGGAAAAUCGACAAAUAUUCCGAAAACAUUUGUCGUCCAGGCUAUUUUUUUUUUCCGAUUCCCUUUAGAACGUAGUUUAUUGCCGAUACUGAUAAAUUUUAGUGGAGUUUGAGUAGAUAUCUUGCUAGAAAUUACCAUGUUCAUACUUUCUAGGGAUUGUUCUUCGGCAUGUGGUCGGUGAAUCAUCGUUUUAAUUCUGCCGUCAGAGAGCUGUAACCAUGAUGAUGCGAUCCUACUCUCUGUUCUUAUUUUUUCCUGAGAUUUGUGCCUCGAUCUUGUAAAAAAUAUCAACACCUGGUGGGAUACUCUGCGACGAUCUAAAGAUCUAUGAUCUUGAAGAAUGACCUCUUCCUCCUACUGAAUAUGAAUGCACUUGAUCCAGCAGAAAAAUGGCUGGAUGUCUGUUCCGCAGUUUGGAGGGUGGGAUCAGAAGAUGAGCAAGACCGAUUACUCGAUGGUUUUCCAGCGGGCUCGAGCAAACAGAAAACAGAACAAGAUCCACAUCAAAGCAGCAAGCCUAGGAAAUGAACAGGAGCUCAUUGCGCGUGCACAAGACGAACUACCAUCGGUGAGAGCAUUUUUCCAUCUAGAGCACUUCAAUUGAGCAUUUUUCUCCACUGCUUACUCUCUGAAAUCAUGAAAGGGUCGCAGCAUUAAGGUUACAGCUCCUGGCUUGGUUGUUCAUCUUCUGAACAUGGAAUCCAUCAUUGAUAUCCUAAUAUCGUAUGAACAUGUAGAUUCUUGGUAAAUCAUAUUCGUUUGAACGAUAAGAAAUAAACCAUUACCACCAGUCAGGGAGUCGUCUCAAUGAUUUGGAACCAUAUCAAGCACAUGGCUCAAGGCCAUGCAAUUUGGGCAAAAAAUUACUAAUAUCUAGGUUUUUAUUCAAGAACUGAUAAUCUUUCAUUUAUAACCUAUUUGGGAAGUGUUCACCAUGUUGCUGUUCAAUCGGAGAAUUUCUUUUUUUUUCUUUUUUUUUUAGCUCUUGAACUGGAUAUCUGAAACAUUCAGGAGGCGGCUGAGGUGGUGAGGAAACGAGCAAGUCGAGGCUAGAAAAUAAAACCGUACCUUAUAGAAACUAAGUGAAAGAGACAUCUGAUGUUUGCCUUUAUGCAGAGGAGGAAGAAGAUCCUGGGCUAUCUGAACUGCUGUAUAAAGGCUUGA